This is a messenger RNA of Juglans microcarpa x Juglans regia, 2106 nucleotides long. Its product is annotated as protein SINE3-like. The record is from RefSeq and is a predicted model, not a curated record. NCBI's taxonomy places the organism in Eukaryota, Viridiplantae, Streptophyta, Magnoliopsida, Fagales, Juglandaceae. The transcript has 4 exons. Bases 120 to 854 code for a protein of 244 amino acids.
AAUUUUUUAUUUUUAAAAAUUCCAACCCAAGUUACCCAGCGAAACCAAGCUCUUGUAGCUCCUUUCAUCAAUUUCUUUAAUUUAUUUUAAAUUUUAAUCUCUCUCAUCCCAAGCUAUUUAUGCAACGUCUAGAUGUUUCCCGACCAGUUGGAAAUAUUUUGAAAUUGCUAAUUUUUCCCGCAAAACAGAGCGAAAUGAAGGAGGUCCCAACACCAGGGAAGGAACAGGCUCGUCCCUCAGAGCACUUGGAUCUGAGAUCCAAAGAAUCCUCGUCGAAGAAGCUACCAAAGACCGUGAAGAAAAGCUUGAACGCUGCAUUUACGUCGCUUUCCGAAGAUGUUACACAAUCUACAAAGGAAUCUUUGGAUUUAUUUUCGAUUUCUGAGAUCGCUGGCUCUGAUCACAUUGGAGAAGAAAGCUUCUUGAUGGCUGUGAACCCGGCUCUUUCUGCUUCAUCAGAAUCACUGGGUACUUCCGCCCUUACUCUGUCGUCCACAGUCACAGUUGACAUGGAGGAAUCAGGACACCUUCAUGAAACCUUCGAGCUGGGCGGUUCCAAGAUAAGCUCUGUGGAGGCGGAGAUCGCGGUCGAUUUUCUCAAAAGAAGUCGGUCUCAGGUCCUGAAGUCGGCGGAUGUAGAUCCUCAAUCUAAGAGGAUUAUGGAUGCACUAAUCGAGAUCGUUAUUGACGAGUUCCACUUUCGGCAAGAAGAGAAAGACCACUUUGCCGAACUCAUUAUCAUGAAAACUCAGAUUCUUCUCCUCUGUUUCUUCUUGUGGAUCCUUGCCGUGGCAGUAGCUUUCUUCUUCGGUUCAGCGAUCCAAAACUCUUCCAGCGGACCUCUUCCAACCUGAAUUAUCAAGCACAAGUAGCGCAAUAUGGUCACAAAGAAUGGAUAAAUUAACAACAGAUAUAGAGAGCCCUAUAUCUUAAUGUGACCUUGCCCUUUGAUGGUCGAGAUAUCAGAUAAGCUACCAUCUUCAUGGAUUUGCAAACCAUUGGUAAUUUGGUCAGGUAAAUCAUUGUCAUAUAUGUGAAUUAGUGCAGCUUUCUGAGCUUGAACAGUUGUCUUGUUUUCAGUUAGACUGAACUAGAGAGGCUUGCUUUAUCUAGAAUGGAUCUUGGACGAGCCUUUGUUCAAAUUGAUCUAUAGUACUGGCUUGCAAUCGUUUUGGCAUGAGUUGCCAAGGCCCAAUAUACUCAAAUGUAUGGCAGAGACAUUGCCCAGAACUGAUAAUGCAGCCGAGAGACGGAGAAAGAGAGAGGUAAUGGUGAUGGGAAGAUUGGAGUCACUGUUAAGUAGAUGGAAAGGAUUGGAAUGCCAAACUUUACAGGGGGCAUCAUUUUAGUUGGAUGCACCCGCAAACAGGAUAGAAAAAUAAGCCACGGGACCUUUGGAUUAGAGCAUUUUAUAUUUUUUUAAUUUUUUCCUAUUUUACAGACUACAUUUUAUUAUUUUUCUAGUUUACAUCCUAAAAUAUUGAGAGUAGCAAUUGGCAACAUAAAUUUAAUAAUUUGUACCUAUUUAUUAAAAUACACGAAACUAGGAUGUGGGACAAUUUUUACCGUCAAAGAUUCAUCGAAUGUAAAAUCAUCAUACCGAAAAUAAAUUGGAUGUCUUUUCUAACGACCUGUUAAUACAGAAAAGGGUACUGUUAAAGUAAUUUUUUUCUUUUUUUUAAAGCAUUUUUGUGUGUAUUUUUUUUUAAAAAAUACUAAAAAAUAAAUACUAAAUACUAAAAAAUAAACACACAAAUACUUAAAAAAAAAAAAAAAACACUAAUCAAUACAUUUUAUCGAGACAUUUUAUCAAGCGGGAAUAUCGUUUUCCUUAUUUGUUACCGCCCCAAAUUGCGGCCCGUUUGCUUUAUAUCUGCUUGCUGAAAUGGCAGCCGUAGGCCUGCAAAGUGAAAAAAACUCGGUAGACUUUUCGAGCACAUAAAAGGCCCAUAGAAAAGGGAAAGUAUUAUUCCGUAUUCGGCGAAAUUUGAAACUUGCACCUGCACAAAUCGCAAGCCAGGGGCAGGAACUCUCUCUCUCUCUCUCUCUCUCUGUGUGCUUCUCACAGGGAAGGACUGUACGCUUCCCCGUCAACGUCCACGCUCU